AUGGAGAGGAAAACAGAUAUCAAGGCUUACAAGCUGAAUCAUGCGAUGAUUCGUGUGAAGGAUCCCAAAGUUACGAUCCAGUUUUACAAGCUUCUUGGACUUAGCGUCAUCCAAAAGCUUUCAUUUCCGGAGAAUAAGUUCGAUCUUUACUUUCUUGGCAUUGACAGCCCAGGUUCCCCGUCCCAUGGGAAGUUCACCUUCGAUCGUCAAGGUUUGAUCGAGCUCACUCACAACUUCGGCACUGAAGGUGAUGAUAACUAUCGAGUGAGCAGUGGAAAUGAGAACCCUUACCUCGGCUUCUCCCACAUCUCAAUCUCAGUGGCGAAUGUGCAGUCUACCUACCAGACGCUGGCCAAAGCUGGUUACAAGUUUCAUCAGACCCUCUCCUCCAGGAACGGGCCGGUGAUUGCUCUGGAUCCAGACGGCUACUGGAUCCAUAUCGGCGAGCAGAAUUCGUCGAAUAAGAAUGUUCCUUCUGAUACUCGUCUGUCCAGUGUUAAUCAAUACGCCCUGCGAGUUACAGACGCUUCUCGAUCUGUUCGCUACUACACAGAGAAUCUCGGAAUGAAGUUGAUCAAUACUCUCGAAAACGCGAACGGAAACUCAAAAACAUUUCUUUUAGGCUAUCCUUCAACCGGUCCCUUCACCGGAACAGAAGACUUGUCACGCCGUGAAGGAUUACUUGCUCUCAUCUGGCAAGGUGGAGAGAACGAAUUAUCACAAGUACACAAUGGAAAUGAUCAAACUCAAGGAUUUGGUCAUAUUUGUGUUACCGUCGAUGAUAUCGAUGCAUCGUGUGUACGGUUGGAAAGAUUGAAUGUCGCGUGGAAGAAGAGACUCACAGAUGGAAAGAUGAAGAAUGUCGCAUUUCUUCUUGAUCCCGAUGGUUAUUGGAUAGAAUUGGUGCAGAACGAAGGCUUUACUGGCAAAGCAAAUUUCUAG
Fusarium fujikuroi IMI 58289 is the source of this 942-nucleotide messenger RNA. RefSeq names its product probable GLO1-glyoxalase I. The transcript has 5 exons. Bases 1 to 942 code for a protein of 313 amino acids. Gene Ontology annotation, molecular function: lactoylglutathione lyase activity; metal ion binding. NCBI's taxonomy places the organism in Eukaryota, Fungi, Ascomycota, Sordariomycetes, Hypocreales, Nectriaceae. The record is from RefSeq and is a predicted model, not a curated record.